AUGAACUGUGUGCGCCAAUACGCUCCACAGGUGCUCAGUUAUGUCAACCAAUGUCCUUUUAUGAGUCAUGCCGUGCGUUAUGCCUCAAGCCAUCAAAGACAAAGUAAAGACAAUUUAGCUGAAGCUGCAUCCCAGGAUAGCCCAGCCAGCAACUGUCCAUUCCUUGCCAAGGAAAAACCCCUGGGAGUUCAUGAAGUAAGCCCAUUGAUAAAGCAGGACAUGAUUAAUGCUUUCAGCCAAGGACCUCAAGAGCUUCCUACAACGGACAUGGACCACAGAAUAUCUACAAGUGUGCCUUCAAGUAUGACUGCAGAGACGAUGGCUACUGAUGUAGAUCUGACCCCAACUGAGCAGUUAACUCCUCAGUCUGUGGUCAGUGCAACUGCUGCUGCUAAUGCAGCAGCAACUGCUUCUUCUCCAUCUUCCAGCCAUGCUGUGAAAGCAAACAAGAUUGGAGGUUCUGCCAAUGGCUGGGGAUCAUCCCAAGGAAGUUCGAUGUUCUUUGACUAUGAGAAGUUUUUUGAGGAAGAGAUUGAAAAAAAGAAAGAGGACCAUUCCUACCGUGUGUUCAAGAAAGUUCUGCGUAAAGGAAACAAGUUUCCCUGGGCUGAAGAGUACAGUAAUAUUGAUAAGAAAGAUAUUACUGUUUGGUGCAGCAAUGAUUAUGUCGGAAUGAGUUGGCAUCCUCUUGUCACAAAUUCUGUUCAAGAAGCAUUACAUAAAUAUGGAGCAGGAGCUGGAGGCACUCGAAAUAUAUCAGGGAAUUCGCCUCUGCAUGAAUCACUGGAAAAAGAAUUGGCAUCUCUCCAUCAAAAAGAGGCUGCAUUGUUGUUCACUUCCUGUUAUGUAGCGAAUGAUACCACUCUCUGCACAUUAGGCAAACAUCUUCCAGGGGUGCAAAUCUUCUCUGAUGCUGGCAAUCAUGCCUCAAUGAUACAAGGUAUUCGUAACAGUCGUGCACCUAAGCAUAUAUUCAACCACAAUGACCCUCUACAUUUAGAAGAGUUACUUCGAAAAGCCGAUCCAAAUAUACCAAAGAUUGUGGCCUUAGAAACUGUGCAUUCAAUGACAGGUGCUGUUUGUCCUUUAGAGGAAUUGUGUGAUGUUGCACACAAGUAUGGAGCGCUAACUUUUGUUGAUGAGGUACAUGCAGUCGGUCUGUAUGGUGAAAAUGGUGCUGGUAUUGGAGAGAGGGACAAAGUCUUGCACAAGAUGGACAUGAUCACAGGAACCUUAGGCAAAGCAUUUGGUAACAUGGGCGGUUAUAUGGCCAGCACAGCACUGACUAUAGACAUGAUCCGUAGCUAUGCAUCUGGGUUCAUCUUCACAACAUCAUUACCUCCAACUACACUAGCUGGGGCCACUACUGCCAUCCGUAUCAUGAAAAGUGAUGAAGGUAGACAGUUACGUAAAAGACACCAGUCAAAUGUCAAAUAUCUGAGGGACUGUCUCCUCACUGUGGGCAUUCCAGCUGUUCUUUGCCCGAGUCACAUUAUACCAAUUCAUGUUGGAGAUCCAAAACUAUCAACUUCCAUCUGUAAUGACCUGCUGAUUAAGCACAACAUUUACGUCCAGGCUAUCAACUAUCCAACUGUGGCUCGUGGAGAGGAGAAAUUGCGAGUGGCAGCAACACCUCACCACACCAAGGAAAUGAUGGACCACUUUGUUGACUGUGUAGUGAAGGUGUGGCUUGAGCAUGGACUCACUUUGAAUCCAGACUCCACAUGGCCAGCCGAGUUUGAUGAGAAGUUUAAGAAAUUCUCUAUAUAA
Acanthosepion pharaonis is the source of this 1770-nucleotide messenger RNA. Lineage: Eukaryota; Metazoa; Mollusca; Cephalopoda; Sepiida; Sepiidae. The record is from the annotation of a GenBank genome assembly.